CUCACUCUAUAUAAACAUCACUCUGCUCUCUCUCUCUCUCUCAAGCAAUGGCGUUCUUUCUUGAGGACCCGCGUCCAGGCGUUGCAAUGCAAUCUCUAUUCGACAUUGAAGAUAACCACAGAACCUCCAUCUUGCCUCCUAUCGACGAAAACCGUCGCCGUCGCCGACCUCUCCUCCACCUCAUCCUCAUGUUACAUUGGAGAGGUCAAGAAUUAUUGAGAUGCGAGCGGUCCAUGGAACAUAAUCUGGGAAUUCUUCUGGUGCAAGAUCAGCGACAACAAUGCUUCACCAAAUCAGCGAUCAAUCUAAGCAGGAAGUUCAAGAGUAAAAUGAAGCGAACGACGGUUUUUAAGCAAAAGUUGCAAUGUACUAAGUUUGAACCUUUGUAAAAUUAUUCCGAUAAUUAAUGUAAUGAUUUGUUCUCUUAA
Asparagus officinalis (garden asparagus) is the source of this 428-nucleotide messenger RNA. RefSeq lists its product as uncharacterized. Bases 48 to 389 code for a protein of 113 amino acids. NCBI's taxonomy places the organism in Eukaryota, Viridiplantae, Streptophyta, Magnoliopsida, Asparagales, Asparagaceae. The record is from RefSeq and is a predicted model, not a curated record. The transcript has 3 exons.